Zerene cesonia (dogface butterfly) is the source of this 5067-nucleotide messenger RNA. Its product is annotated as Down syndrome cell adhesion molecule-like protein Dscam2. Gene Ontology annotation, cellular component: plasma membrane; axon. The transcript is spliced from 32 exons. Lineage: Eukaryota; Metazoa; Arthropoda; Insecta; Lepidoptera; Pieridae. The coding region runs from base 1 to 4305 and encodes 1434 amino acids. The record is from RefSeq and is a predicted model, not a curated record. Gene Ontology annotation, molecular function: protein binding. Gene Ontology annotation, biological process: cell-cell adhesion; axon guidance.
AUGUGCACAUCCUGGUCACACAUCUACAAGAAAACGAGGAGAAAAGAAAGUCAUAUAUCUAAAAAUUCUAGGAUCUGGAACAAUGGUGCAAGAAUAAAAAGGGACCUCGGUUCUGGAAACAUCAUGAUUACACAGCACUUCGGAGAUAAAAUUGUAACACCUGGGGAAGAUAUAAGCUUACACUGCAGCGCGACUGGGGAUAGACCUCCACGUUUUAUUUGGGAGCGCGAUGGAGUUGUCAUAUCGUCUAAUACAGAUUCCAGAUACAUAUUGGGUCAAAUGAUGUCCCCAUCUGGCGUGGGCGUCAUAUCUCAUCUGAACAUAUCACGGUCGCGGGUAGAAGAUGGUGGUGUCUUCUCAUGUGUCGCCUAUGAGAGUGACUCCAGCCUUCGACAUUCAGCAAGGAUUGACGUUUAUGGUCCACCAUACAUAAGAACAUUGCCUCCAAUAAAAGUUCAAAGCGGAGAUGGAUUGAAAUUAAGAUGUCCUUACUAUGGAUAUCCUAUCAGUAAAUUAGAAUGGGAAUACAAGGGCAAGAAAAUCGUCAGUACAUUAUUGCCACAGCACAGCCGAUACAAACGGACUUACAACAGAAGCGAUCACAUUAUAAAGAAGAGACGGAGGAAACGACAGAUACUCGAAACGAGCGAAGACGGGGUAUUGAAUAUACCGCGUAUCAUCAAAGAAGAGAACGGAGAUAUGUAUACAUGUAUUGUUUACAGUCCGUCUGGGGAAAUGGCUAGAAGAUCCUUCGAAAUCCAAGUUGUAGAAGCGCCUGAGUUAGAUGAAUUACGGGUAGGUUCUGGCCUCAAAGAAGGUCAAAUAGUCCAAAUCACCUGCAACAUUAUAAGCGGUGAUCCACCUAUUUUCUUCUCUUGGCUCAAGGAUGGCAUGAAAAUACCACCGAGUUUGAAGAUAACCGAGAGGAGUUCAGAACUGUUCAGUGUGUUGAUAAUAAAACGGGUGUCGCUGGAGCAUUGCGGUCGUUACACCUGCAUCGCGACCAACCACGUGGGGAAGGUCAAUCAGACAACCGAUUUGUAUAUCAAUGUGGCCCCAAAGUGGAUAGAGGAGCCGGCGAACACAUCGCUGUUAUUGGGUCAGCGCGGUAUCGUAUAUUGUAACGCGAAUGGCUAUCCCGUGCCGCAAAUUCAUUGGAUGAAACGAGAUGCGGCGCUAGGCAUCUGGCGGCCGGUGCUGGACCUGGCGGGGGGCGGGGUGAGCAGCGCGCCCAACGGCACGCUGCUGAUCGAGGUGGUGUCUCUGGCGGACGAGGGGCUGUACGCUUGCCACGCGGACAACGGCGUGGGGGAGGCCCUGGCCAGGCAACUGUGGAUCAGCGUCAAUAAACCUGUGCAUUUUGAAUCAAUGGGAACAAAUCUUACAACCAAAGUAGGGAUGCCACUCGAACUGAGCUGCAAACCCCUAGGAGACAGCCCUAUCAGAAUAAAAUGGACUUUGAAUGGCAACCCUAUCGAAUUUAUUUCAUCCAGGAUAACAAUAUCGGAAGGAGCUACAAAUAGUGGCUUGAAAAGCACGAUCAACAUCAACUACGUGGAGAGCAGAGACGGGGGGCAGUACGAGUGUAAAGCUAGCAACCCGUAUGGAGUUGCCACCUAUGCUGUAUAUGUCAAAAUUCUAGAACCCCCCACCCCCCCUCUGGACCUGCAAGUGGACUCGGUGACCAGUUCAUCCGCGAAACUAUCCUGGCGCGACACCAUUGUCACUCACGUACAGUACUACAGCGUGCAGUACACGGGCAAUCAGUACGCCGUGUGGGAUGCUGCUAAGAGGAUAAAUAUUACAAGACAAGACACAGAUGUUCGCCAGAGCGUAGAGUUGAAAGACUUGCAGCCGGCGAGCGAGUACAGGGUUCGAAUCGCAUCCGGUAAUAUGGUAGACCUCAGCCCGUACACCAUGCCUGUGCAUUUCACUACUUUACAGGAAGCUCCAUCAUCAAGUCCACUCAAUGUGCAAGUGCAUCAGACAGACAAUCCAGGAGAGCUGUUGGUGUCCUGGUUACCGCCCAGCAGGGAAACCCACAAUGGAGCCCUACAGGGCUACCAUGUUAAGGCUGUGCCUAGAAUUGCUGGCGAUUCAGGCCCAAAUGACACGCAAACAAAAAUGGUGAAGGUGGCCUCUCGGAAUGGGAAACAGGAGACUUUAUUGAGUGGUCUCCUAAAGAAUACUAGAUAUGCUGUAUCGAUAAGUGCAUUUAAUUCAGCUGGUAAUGGACCAUUUUCAUUGCCACAAUAUCAGACCACUAGGGAAGGAGCGCCGGAAACCCCUCCCUCGAGUGUGGAAUGUCGAGGCGUUUCAUCGACUUCGCUACGCAUCGCGUGGCAGCCCAUCACUAGCCACGGCGCAUCACUACUCGGAUACACGGUGCAUUAUAGUACUGAUGACGGCCCCUGGCUUAACGUGACGUCACCACACACGGAGUUGUAUUUACAGAAUCUAUUGAAAUACACAAAUUACACAGUGAAAGUGGCCGGCUUUUCGAAUUUUGGAAUGGGGCCUUUCUCAUAUGCCGUGCUUUGUACCACUUUGCAGGAUGUACCAGGUCCACCAUCAGCUAUAAAAGUAGUGGUAUCAUCACCAACAUCGAUCAUCGUUAGCUGGAAGAGACCGGACCAUCCCAACGGAGAGAUCACGCACUAUAACGUUUAUGUGAAACCCGUAUCUAGUACAUCCGCCCCGCAAAUCCACCGGGUGGACGCGCGGGAGUGGAACCUGCUGCGUCAGCACAGCUUCACUGUCACCAACUUGACGCCCAACUCGCAGUACGAGGUGGUGGUGCGCGCGCGCACCCGCGCGGGCGACGGCGCGCCCAGCCCGCGCGCGCACGCCGACCUCACCUCCAAAGUGGUGGCCGGUGUAUCGUCGCUCGGCGGCGCCAUCUCGGUGGGCGUGGGCUCGUCCCUGCUGCUCGCGUGCGCGUGCGUGGGCUCGCCCGCCGCGCGCACCGUGUGGUACCACAACCACAACAUCAUCACCCACCACCCGCGCUUCACCAGGAACCACGACGACAGCCUGCUGAUUAAUAAUAUAGACCAAUCUCUUAGCGGCAACUACACUUGCCUGGCCAAAAACCUCUACGGCUCUGAUUCUGUCUCGUACGAAGUCACAGUGUUGCCAACUCCAGACCCCCCCAUCGUGCGUGUGACGUCACAAAAGAACGCUCUGUACUUGCACUGGGAUACUCCGAAGACAGUGAAUGGGAAACCACAGAAGAUAAGCUACAACGUGAGCUGGAAGGAGGCGGGCGGCGCGUGGCGCAGCGCGGCCGGCGGCGAGCUGCGCGACGAGCUGCGCGGCGAGCUGCGCGGCGAGCUGGGCGACGAGCUGCACGGCGAGCUGCGUGGCGAGCUGCGUGGCGAGCUGCACGGCUCGCUGCGCGGGCUGCGCUGCGGCACGCGCUACGCGCUGCGCGUCACCGCCACCAACGCCGUGGGGACCUCGCCCCCCGCCUACCUGGAGGCCGCUACCCUGGGCGGAGUACCAAUAUCACCGACAACAACCGAAUGGUUCUGGAGCAAUUCCACUCACAUUUACAUCCAACUCAGUGGAUGGGACGACAAUGGAUGUGAGAUCACCAGGUGGGAGGUGGACUAUAGAGAGUACGGGACCAAAAUAUGGAAAAGGGCUGAAAAUAAAUUGCCGCACGUAGACGCGUGGGGUUCUUACCCACUAGUCAGUCAGAACUCCUUUAUCCUGGCCGACCUGGAGCCAGCCCGAUGGUACCAGGUUCGGGUCCUGGCCGAGAACUCUGCUGGUGUGUCCACAGCCCUCUACAUGUACGCCACCACCACUGAACUCGGAGAAUCAAUCGGACCUCCAUCCGAUUUCAUGGAUUUGAAUAUGCUGGUGAUUAUAUGCAGCUCGAUUCUUCUCACCAUCUGUCUGUUCACUUGCUUAUAUAUAUUUAUUAAGAGGCACAACCACGACAGACUUACCUCCUACCGCAAUUCUCUCACCACCGAGUGUAAAUCGGAACCGGCCGCCAACACGCCGCCCAACGACACGCGAGUGUACAGCACGCCCGUGCAUCUCACUGCUGAUAAUAAACACGAGCUAUACGAGAUAAGUCCGUACGCGCAGUUCGCGAUCGGUUUCCGCACGUUCGGGCACGUGGACAACCAGGAGGUGCCCGGGAGACACGCGCCCGGGAACAGUAAGGCGAGAUACGAUAGUGAAACCAGCUUUCAGAUGAGGUCAGAGUCUGAAGAUAGCGACUGCGUGUCCAGAACCACCACCUUGAAAAGCGCGCCGCGAAAAGCCUGCAGGAUCCCCCACCAUAGGUAGCUGAGUCGAAGCGACCAAACAAAUUGAAUAAUAUAUAAGUUAUAACAUAAUUAAGACUUUUUAUUUACAUUUGUUGUAUUUUCAAUGUAAAUAGUACAUAAUUUAUAAUUAAAAUACAUUUUUUAUCAAAUUGUUAGUCUUAGUAUUAAUUUUGAUGUAUUUUUCUUUUCGAUACUUAAUUAAUCUUUUAUUUUAGUAUACUUAAUGAACAAUUGUUCGUAAUUGUCAACGAAUUUUCGCAUUUUUAACUCACAGCGAAAAAAUAUGUUAAUACGUUUGCCGUAGCUCUGAAAUGAAUGGACCGUUUGCGAUGCGGUUUUUUUCACUUGAGAGCCAGUUAUUUGGUGGUUGUUAGCCUAUGGGGAUGUAAGAAUAUCAGCCCCUUUCCAAAAUGAAGUUAAAUAUUUUUGGCGUAUUAAUAUGUAAUCCUUUUUUAUAACAUUUCUUUCUAGUCAUGCCUAGUCAUUGUUCAUUUAAAACCGACUUAGAAAAAGGAGAUUUAUGAAUGCUACACUAUUUUUGUGUUUGUUAACUUAUAACUUUCUACUGAGUGAAUCGAUUUUAAUAAUUCUUCAUCUAAUUGAAAGCUGGUGCCUGGUUUGUGGUCCCGUUUGAAUUAAAUACAUAUUCAUAAAAAAAUCAUGAACACACGUUGUUUAUUUAAAUAUGUGAAAUAUUUAUUUUUAUUAUUUUGUUUUUUCUUAAUAUUGUUUAUACGUAUCAAGUAAAUUAUAUUGCCAUAUUAAGUUUAAGUAUACCGUA